UUUUGGUGCUAAUGACGCCGUGAUUUACUGGGAGCGAAGAAAAAUCCCAUUUUGACGUAGUUUUGGGACUUGCGGCCGACACCGCCCCGAUAAAAACGUCGCCUUUGGUCCGGAGAUUGGACUCUUUAGAGCUCUCCUGGCCUCUGAGCGACAGCAUUGUGCCCCCAGUUUGGGACUGGAGUUGGAGAAACCCUGGUUGCUCGAUCUUUUUGUGGACUGAAGGCCUCGGAUGGAUCUGUUUUUUUGCUCCGAGACUGGUGAUUAAAGGCUAGGAUGGCGCUGGGGAAUUGGAUCAAGAUCGUGUUUUUAUCCGUUUUCCUUUGCUGCUUCGGAUCGGUGGUGUUCGGCACAACCGAUGCCGGAGAUUACGCCGUUCUUGAUGAGUUCCGGAAGGGGUUGGCCAACCCGGAGCUCCUCAAAUGGCCCACGAACAACAGAGACCCUUGCGGCCCUCCGCUGUGGCCGCACGUCUUCUGCUCCGGCUCCCGCGUCGCCCAGAUCCAGGUCCAGAACUUGGGUUUGAGCGGCCCUCUUCCUCGGGACUUCAACAAGCUCUCCAUGCUGACCAAUAUCGGUCUCCAGAGGAACAAUUUUAGUGGAAAGCUGCCGUCUUUCAGUGGCUUGUCCAAUUUGCAGUAUGCAUACCUUGGGAACAACCAGUUCGACGCCAUUCCAUCGGACUUCUUCGUCGGGCUCACUAGCUUGCAGGUGCUGUCUCUGGACAUGAAUCCCUUGAACCAGAGCACUGGCUGGGUGCUGCCUCCGGACCUGGCAGACUCUGCCCAGCUGAUGAAUUUGUCAUUGGUGGGUUGUAAUCUCGCCGGCCCUUUGCCGGAAUUCUUGGGAACAAUGCAUUCUCUAUCUGUUCUGAAGUUGUCAUACAACAAUCUCACCGGCACCAUCCCAGCGAGUUAUUCAGGUCUGCCACUGCAGAUUUUAUGGCUGAACAACCAGAUUGGACCAAAAUUGACCGGCUCGCUUGAUGUCAUUGCAUCGAUGGCAAUGCUGAAGGAUGUUUGGCUCCAUGGAAAUCAGCUCACAGGACCAAUCCCAAGCUCAAUUGGGGGCUUAACAUCUCUGACACGGCUGUGGCUCAACAAUAACCUGCUUGUUGGUCUUGUGCCUCAGAACCUGACAAGGUUGCCGCAGCUCCAGUCAUUGCAAUUAGACAACAAUUUGUUCAUGGGUCCGAUCCCAAAGGUGAGUUUCAACUUCACCUAUGCUUAUAACUCAUUUUGCCAGUCUACACCAGGAAUUCCUUGCUCACCAGAAGUCACCGCCCUUUUAGAGUUCCUUGAAAGAGUGAAUUAUCCAUCGAAGCUUGCAGCUUCUUGGUCUGGUAAUGAUCCUUGUGCCAGUUUGUGGUCUGGUGUGUCUUGUUUUGAUGGCAAAGUUUCUGUGAUAAAUCUUCCAAACUUACAAUUGAAUGGCACAAUCAGUCCAUCCCUCGGAAAAUUGAAUGAUCUUGUUGAUGUUAGACUUGGGGGUAACAAUCUUGAUGGCAUGAUUCCGGUCAACAUGACAAACUUGAAAUUGCUAAAAACUUUGGAUCUUUCUUCAAAUAACAUCUCUCCUCCUGUUCCACAUUUCCCUAGUAGCGUGAAAGUCCUUCUUGAUGGAAAUAAAUUGCUAGUUACUGCUAGUUCUCCAGAAUCUUCUUCAACUGGGAACAGUCCAUCAGACAGCUCACCGAACAAUACCCAAUCGCAUAACUCACCUAGAUCUUCUGGCAGCUCAUCUCCUGAUGCUAAUUCAGGUAAUAGGUCAAGAGGUUCUAGGAAGUUGAAUCUCCUGAUUGUCAUUGUUCCAAUUGCUUUCGGUGUUUCUAUAUUUCUCUUGGCUGUUCUUUUCCUGUGCUUCUGGAAGAGAAGAAAGAGUGCCUUUCCGGCACCAAGCUCCAUUGUUGUCCAUCCCAGAGACUCGUCUAAUCCAGAUAAUUUAGUCAAGAUUGUGGUUGCAAAUAAUGCCAGUAACAGCAUUGCUACUAAUGAAUGGCAAAGUAUAAACAGCAGUCAUACAAGUGAUACACACUUGAUUGAGUCUGGCAACUUAGUAAUAUCAGUUCAGGUUCUUCGUAGUGCUACUAGAAACUUUGCUUCAGAGAAUGUGCUUGGCAAGGGUGGAUUUGGUGUUGUCUACAAGGGAGAGUUGCAUGAUGGGACAAUGAUAGCUGUUAAGAGAAUGGAAUCUGCUGUGUUAAGUAGUAAAGCUUUAGAUGAAUUCCAUGCUGAAAUUGCUGUUCUUUCAAAGGUUCGGCACCGUAAUUUGGUUUCCAUCCUGGGCUAUUCCAUAGAAGAAUAUGAGAGACUUUUAGUUUAUGAGUAUAUGCCUCAGGGGGCACUGAGUAAGCAUCUGUUCCGAUGGAAGCAGCUGGAGUCGGAGCCAUUGUCAUGGAAGAAGAGGAUGAACAUUGCAUUGGAUGUUGCCCGUGGAAUGGAGUAUCUUCAUAACUUGGCUCAUCAAUGUUUUAUCCACCGAGAUCUCAAGUCCUCAAAUAUACUACUUGGUGAUGACUAUAGAGCAAAAGUUUCAGACUUUGGGCUCGCCAAACUUGCCCCAGAUGGAAAAAAUUCUGUGGCAACUAGACUUGCUGGAACUUUUGGGUAUUUAGCCCCUGAAUAUGCUGUUACUGGAAAAGUUACAAAAAAGAUUGAUGUCUUCAGUUUCGGAGUGGUACUGAUGGAGCUAUUAACUGGUCUGAUGGCACUGGAUGAGAACAGACCCGAAGAGAGCCGUUACCUUGUCUCCUGGUUCUGUCAAAUGAAGACCACCAAAGAAAAUCUCAAGAGUAUCAUUGAUCCAGCACUUGUUGUCACGGAUGAGAACUUUGAUAGCAUUUCAAUCAUCGCAGAACUUGCAGGGCAUUGUGCUGCACGAGAGCCACAGCAGCGGCCUGACAUGGGUCAUGCAGUAAACGUACUCGCCCAACUGGCUGAGAAAUGGAGGCCCAUGAGUGAUGACCAGGAUGAAUAUUUGGGUAUCGACCUGCAACAACCCCUUCUUCAGAUGGUGAAGGGAUGGCAAGCUGCUGAUGGUACAACAGAUGUUAGUUCAGUGAGCCUUGACGAUAGUAAGGGAAGCAUCCCUGCAAGGCCUGCCGGAUUCGCAGAAUCUUUCACAUCUUCUGAUGGCCGGUGAAUGUACUAUGAAUGUCUGAUAUUGCUGUUCUUUGAUGUCACCUUUGCCGCCAAAUAGUUAUUUUCCUUUCCUCCAGUUCUUGUAGAUGAAAAUUCCUCUGGAGUGAUAUCUUCAUCAUGUUUCGAUGAAGAUUUGUUGGUUUCAUGUUUGCUGUAAUAGUAACUGUUUUGGACAUGAUAUAAAUAGAAAAGGAAAUAAUGAACUUCUUGUUCA
Messenger RNA from Musa acuminata AAA Group (dessert banana), 3351 nucleotides. Its product is annotated as receptor protein kinase TMK1. Bases 274 to 3138 code for a protein of 954 amino acids. NCBI's taxonomy places the organism in Eukaryota, Viridiplantae, Streptophyta, Magnoliopsida, Zingiberales, Musaceae. The record is from RefSeq and is a predicted model, not a curated record. Gene Ontology annotation, molecular function: protein kinase activity; protein binding; ATP binding. Gene Ontology annotation, biological process: protein phosphorylation. The transcript is spliced from 3 exons.